Hansenula ciferrii is the source of this 1143-nucleotide messenger RNA. It is a transcript of the gene ARP10, whose product is annotated as Arp10p. The record is from RefSeq and is a predicted model, not a curated record. Bases 1 to 1143 code for a protein of 380 amino acids. Lineage: Eukaryota; Fungi; Ascomycota; Saccharomycetes; Phaffomycetales; Wickerhamomycetaceae. The transcript has a single exon. Gene Ontology annotation, biological process: microtubule-based movement.
AUGUCACAUCAAUACUAUCCUGUGGUACUUCAAUUAGGUGCUAGAACUAUACACGCUGGUUUUGCUGGAGAUGCAGUACCCACAAUUCGCUCAGUGACAAACGCGUAUGAUUUGAAAGAUGCACAAGUAGAUCAGAAUGAUGGGUUGAAUCAUGCAAGUGAUCAAAGGUUAGAAGUAGAGGUAAAUGAUAUAGAUUUUAGGGGUAACGUUCUUUGGGAUAAUGACUUGGUUGGUUAUGACUUUCCUCAAUUGGAAAGAUUAUUAGAAAGAAUCAUUUAUGAUAUUUAUCAAAAUAAUUUGUUGGUUGAUGCCAAAAAAUGUAAAGUUUUGAUUCUUGAACCACCAUUUUUCCCAAUACCAUUGAAAAAGAUGUUGACAAAAGUGCUACUAUUCCAUAUUCAUGCACAAUCUGUUAGGUUUUUCCCGGAGCCAGUACUUAGCUCUAUAAGCUCGGGAAGCAAUAAUGCUUUAGUUAUAGAUAUGGGAUGGUGCCAAUCUACAAUAACGGCGGUAUUUGAUUUGAGGAUCCUUUAUAAAGAAUCGAGAGUGACUAAUAGAGCUGGGAAGAAUUUUCAUGCUUUCGUAAGGACGAACUUGAAAGAGAAUGGGAUUGAUAGUUUGUCUUUUGAUUUUGUUGAAGAUUUAAUUUGUGAUACAUUUUAUUGUAAUCCACAUACAAUACUAGAAGAAGAAGAAAAAUAUAGUACAUUCACUUACAAUGGAAUUUCUAUACCCAAUAAACUAAGAUAUAAUCUAAUAGAUCAAUUUUUCUUUGAAAAUGGUUUAAAACCAAAUGUUGAUGAUGAAAAUAAUUUCUUGGUGCCCUUGAUUAAAGGUUUGAAGAAACAAUUACCAAUAGACUUGAGGUCCACUUUGUUUACAAAUAUAAUUUUCACAGGUGGAUUGACCAAAAUACCCGGUAUGAAAACUAGGAUAUUGAAUGAACUUCAAAUAGAAUCAGAAUCAAAAAUCGAGGCUUUAGAAGCUUUAGGCCCAUGGGCUGGUGCAAGUCUGUAUUGUUCAACUUCUUUAAUGUCACCAUCCACUACGGCUGGAUCUAAAAAGUCGGAUGAGCUUUUAAGAGAUCGCUAUUUGAAUGGAGAAUCUAUUUUACAAGAUUGGACGGACCAACUAUAUAACUAG